Annulohypoxylon truncatum is the source of this 1023-nucleotide messenger RNA. RefSeq lists its product as uncharacterized. Bases 326 to 829 code for a protein of 167 amino acids. The transcript is spliced from 2 exons. The record is from RefSeq and is a predicted model, not a curated record. NCBI's taxonomy places the organism in Eukaryota, Fungi, Ascomycota, Sordariomycetes, Xylariales, Hypoxylaceae.
GAACAAGACAAGUUUCCCGAUCUAGACCACAGGUGACGUACCGUCUCCAAGUAUGACAUACCUAAUCUACUCGAGGUCGAUGUAUCGAUGAGGUUUCACAGCCCUCCUCGACCGUAUCCUACCUAUGUACAUGGUCUAGGCUGGCGAAUUUACGCCUUAUAGAUAGGCCAUCCUAUUUAUGUCGCCUUGGUGCACAUCGCUUAUAGCUGGAAGCCCAUAAUAUUGUCACUUCGAUAUCAAUUCUCUUAUACACAACUCACCUCGGUUUCUAAGCACCAAGGUCAUCCGUUCCAACACCUACACUUUAUUCACCAACUUUUCGAAUAUGUCUUCUCCCACUCCCUCAGGUUCAGGUUCCGUGUCGCGAUCCCGCCAGGGCCGUCGCCGCAGCCGCAACCAGUCCCGAAGACAGGAGCAGGCUACCGCCCCGCAGCCGGAACCCCAAGACCAGCAAUACUCGGAAGAAGACAGCACAGAAGACGCCGAAGCAGCACCGCAGCCACAACCACAGCGCCGUCGACGCCAGCGUAACCAGUCGCAGCAGCAGCAGCAGCAACAAGGUGGCGGCGGUCCACUCGGCGGAGUUGGUGUCGGCGGAGUCGACCAGAUGCUCCCCGUCAACAACGUCGGCGAGACGGCCAACAACCUGACCAACUCCGCCACGGGCACGCUAGGAAACGUCGCCGGAGGCGCGCUCAACCAGGGAGGCGGAGACGGUGGUGGUAGCAAGUCGGACACUUUGAAACUUAGGCUUGACCUCAACCUCGAGGUCGAGGUUACGCUGAAAGCUCGGAUUCAUGGAGAUCUAGAGUUGGCUUUACUAAAUUGAAGAACGUCGUGAUGACCCCUACUUAAUUAUAUGCGCUCUUCCUACGGUGUCCUCCGAUAGGGGCAUAGUUUCAUUCCGGAGUCCGGUUCCGCUGUGGUUAGGUAUGUUGUCGGCGUUGGGUUGAAGCAUCAUUUUGUUCACAAUGUACAUAUUCAAGAUUAUAUGUACCUAUUUUAAUUGAUUGUUCACGUAUG